Ectocarpus siliculosus is the source of this 1788-nucleotide messenger RNA. The record is from the annotation of a GenBank genome assembly. NCBI's taxonomy places the organism in Eukaryota, Phaeophyceae, Ectocarpales, Ectocarpaceae.
AUGACCGGGAGGGGUAGCAGCAGUCGGGUGCGGAGGAAGCCCCAGACGGUUUACGACACCGCCCCCCUAGCGUCCGAGGAGCAGCUGUCUCAGCAGACGAAGGAAGGAACAGGACUGCUGGCGGCGGCCGGCGGCCCAGCAAGAGAGCAGAAGACGGCCGCUGGCACGCGCGGGGCAAAGACGACGGCGGCGGCAAAGGGGAGGGGGCGGGGCGGAGCGAGAAAAUCGCGUAGCGGCGGCGGCGGCGACGGCGGCGUCAGCAGUGACGACGGCCGGGUUUCAGAGGAAGAGCAGGAAGAGGGGGCAGAGAAAAACGAGGGGGAGGAAGAAGAGGAGGAAGAGGAAGACCCGCAAGAGAAGUCGGCGUUGGGAAAGAGAAAGAAGCGCGCCCGCCGCGCCUCCGCGCCCCCGGCCCCCUCCGGGAAAAGCGCCUCCCGGGGCGCGAAGAACACCGGGGGCAAGAAGAAGGCGAGAGGACGCAAGUCCACGGGCGGCAUCCCCACCUCCCGAAAGGCUGCGACGACAUCAGCAGCAGAAGCAGACGGCGAAGAGAGCGAGGGAGAAGAUGGAAACGCCUUGGGAGGAGCAGUCGGCGGCGGGAUGGGGGGGAGAGGGGCGGAGAACGGCCUCAUGGAGGCGGUGCUCCGCAACGACACCGCCCUCUCAUCAGUGGUGUCUGACUGGGUCUCUAGCUACAAGGAGGACAGCGACAAGGCCAUGAAAGAGCUCCUCAACUUCGUCUUUCUCGCCUGCGGAGCCCCCUCGACGGAGGGUCCCUACGGGCCGCCCUCGGACGUGUCCGUGAUAGAGAUGGACGGAGAGCAGUGGGUGGAGCUGCUGAAGGUGGUGAUAGAGGACAUGCAGGGGCAGCCCGGAACGAAAGGGGCGCCCUCCUUCCCCCUGGCUCCCGCCGCAAAGGGGAAGUCCGGAAAGCCGGCGAGGAUCUUCCGUUCAAACUACUGCGAGGUUUUCAACAGGCUGGCGGAGGCGUGCCGGCGCGGGGACGACCACGACGCCAGCACCCUCGAGGCCGUGGUGGGGAUGCUGGUGGCCCUCUCGAGCCACUCGGCUUCGCAGGACAUUCGUCUCGCCGCCACUCUGGCCGGCAUGGAGAUGGGCCUCGGCGUCGCGGAAGAACUCGCGGGUCUUCGCGAGAAGCUUGGACUCUCCGAGAGACAGCUGGAGGCGGCCAAGUCGUCCGCCGGCAAGGGGGGGGGCAAGAAAGCCGCGGAAAAAUCCAGGAAAAUUCAGGGCCUCGAGAGCCAGGUGGAGCGUGUCUUCAGCGCCACGGAGACGCUCACGACGGUGUCUGAUCUGGUGUUCUCGAAGAUCACCCAGAAGCGCUACCGCGACGUGUCCCCGCUUAUUCGUUCGAUCGCUCUCGAGGGCCUGAGCAAGAUCAUGCUGGCUCUGCCGGAGUUCUACGUGCAGGACAAGCUGAUGAGGUAUCACGGCUGGAGCCUGAACGACAAGAACCCCGCCGUCAGGGUACUCGCCUUACAGUCGAUCCAGCGACUCCUGAGGGACCCGGCAUCAUCGGCCAGGCUGGAAAAGUUCUCGGCCCACUUUUUCUCGAGGGUCAAGGCCAUGAUCCAAGACGUGGACAGCGCCGUUGCCAGGGAGGCUGGUGUCGCGUUGAGGCUGAUGCUGUCGAACGGUUUCCUGGAGAGCAUCGAGAGGGCGGACGAGAUGGACAUCGAGGCCGGCAUCUUCGAGGAGGGCCUUGGCCUGCCGGCGAGGACUGAGUGCAUGGGAUUCUUCGUCGACGGUAUACAGGUACAGCAGUAG